UUUCUUCAUUGGAUUUUUUUAGGCUUUUGUUUGUGAUAUUUUUACGAUGGCUUGCAGCUGAUGCAUUGCUUUUGUUACAAGGAAUGAUAUUUGUUUAUAUAUUCAUAGUAGAAUUGGAUAGAUUUACGAGAAAUGUUGCUUCAAGAUGCCAGAAGUUGUCAGACAAGUGGAGUGGCAUCACAUGAACAAGUGGAAAUACUUCGUCUACAACAGCGGAUUUAUGUUUUCACUAGAAGCUGUGCUAUACCCAGCGGUUGUAGUCCGAACUCGACUUCAAGUCCAACGCACAAACAAACCCUAUAAAAACACGUGGGACGCUUUUGCAAAGAUUACAAAAUUUGAAGGAAUUAGAGGACUUUAUCGGGGAUUUCUUGUUGGUCAACUUGGGAUUAUUACAGGAGGUGUGUAUUUUACGACGUAUGAAGUUACGAGGAAGAAAUUGUCUUCGUUAGAUGAGGCUUCGCGUGGAUUUGUAGCAGGCUUUAUUGCUGCAGUUAUAGAGCAGUGCGUUGGUAAUCCCCUCCAAGUUGUGACUCAGAAAAGGAUGCUUGAAGGACAGACACCAAGCCAAACAAAGCUGAGAGGGGCAGGAAGGAUUGCAUUGGACGUGUAUGAGAAACAUGGUCCCAAGGGACUAUAUAGAGGGUUCCUGGCAUCACUCUUUGCUAUGGGCCUAGAUAGUGCCCUUUGGUGGGGCUGGUAUGGUGUGUUCUUGGAGGCUGUAGGUCAUUAUGUCCCUGAAGGGACUUCUCAUAUUGCCGUUCAGGCUACUGCAGGGGCAUUAUCUGGAUUUGCCACCACAAUGAUUGGGAACCCAUUGGAUGUGAUUAAAACAAGAAUACAGGUUGAAGGCCGAAGAUCAAUAAAGAAAGUCCUCUUUGAAUUAUUGAGGAAGGAAGGAGCCUUAGCCUUGACCAAAGGGAUGUUACCUAAUCUAGCAAUAUCUGUACCUACUAGUGUGUGUGUGAUAUGUGGUUAUGAGACUGUUAAAUGGUUAAGCCUCAAAGAUGAAAUGGUUCAAUAUUACCAAUAAAGGCAGGGAUGAAAACUAUUAUGCAA
Messenger RNA from Actinia tenebrosa (Australian red waratah sea anemone), 1059 nucleotides. Its product is annotated as solute carrier family 25 member 44. The record is from RefSeq and is a predicted model, not a curated record. Gene Ontology annotation, molecular function: branched-chain amino acid transmembrane transporter activity. NCBI's taxonomy places the organism in Eukaryota, Metazoa, Cnidaria, Anthozoa, Actiniaria, Actiniidae. Gene Ontology annotation, cellular component: mitochondrion. Gene Ontology annotation, biological process: branched-chain amino acid transport; branched-chain amino acid catabolic process.